AUGUUCUGUAUUUGCGUGUUUGCAAUUAUCUAUUUUUUACCAAAUGUUGUCUUCGCUGUGCUAACCGCUCCAUACGAUAUUCGAUUAGAUCAUUAUAAAGUCGAUACAACAAAAGAUCUAGUAAUCAAUACUCCAGAGCCUCGUUUAUCAUGGAAAUUAUCGGUAUCACCAGCAGACCGAAAUGUACAACAGACAGCAUAUCAACUACAAAUGAAAUCACCUACUAAUCAAUGGGAUAGCAAAAAAGUGAUGUCAAGACAAUCAAUUCAUGUAUCCUGUAUAGGAAUUAGCAAUCUUCAACCGGAUACUUUUUAUGAAUUUCGUUUGCGAACAUGGACAACACAGUCAAACCAAGCAAGUUCAUGGACACAUUGGAUACAUUUUCGAACAGCUGUUUUUAAUAUUCAUUCAUACAUUAUGAAUCAAACUGAUAGUUUAAUGUGGAUCGGCUCAAAUCAAAUCAGUAUGAAUGAACUACGUAAAGAAUUUCAAGUAUCGAAUAGCAGUCCAAUUCAAUCAGCCAUAGCUUAUAUAUCUGGUCUUGGUUAUUACGAAUUAUAUGUUAAUGGAGAUAAAAUUGAUCUGAGUCGAAAACUAGAUCCUAGCUGGACUGUGUAUGAAAAACGAACCCUCUUAGUUUCAUUUGAUCUGUCAUCAACCAUCAAAGUUCCUGGUAUGAAUGUUAUAGGUGUUCGCUUAGGUAAUGGUUGGUACAGCCAAGAACAAUAUACACCUCCAGUAGCACCGCAACCAACUUACGGUCCUCCUCGUUUUAUCUUUCUCUUGAAAGUCAAGUUCGAGAAUGGUGACGAAAUGAAUGUUCAUAGUGAUCCAACUUGGAUGGGUCGUCAAAGUGCCAUUCUACAUGAUAGUAUUUACAAUGGAGAAUUCUUUGAUAGUCGUAACGAUCGACCCAAUUGGGGACAAGUAGGAUUUAAUGAUUCAUUAUCAUUAUGGUUACCAGCAGAAUCAAUGCCAUCUCCAAUUAAUGACAGUGUGCAUGGUCAAAUUGUAAUGCAAGACAUGCUUCCAAUUCGUGCGGGAUCAGAUGCAUUACAUUUCGAAGUAACUACUAAACCUAUAGAUGGAUAUUUAUCAUCAGAUGAUAUUGGUUAUAUGCAUGGUGCUAUGUUAACUGAAAGUGGAAUACUUAAACCAAUUGCCACAUGGUCUCCAACAAUUGGAGUUCAAGUAUUCGACUUGGGUCAAAAUAUGGCUGGUUGGUGUCGAUUUAAAUUUCGUGGCUCACGUGGUGUAGGUGUCUACAUACAUCAUGGAGAAAUUUUAACUCAGCCAAUAGUCACUACACACAAAUCUUAUAAUGAAAUUUAUACUGAUAACCUUCUGGGUGCUACGCAAAUGGAUAUCUAUGUAUUACGUGGUGAUCCAGUUGGUGAAACUUAUGAGCCAAGAUUUACCUAUCACGGUUUUCGCUAUGUUUCGAUCAUGAAUUUACCAAAUCCAAUGACUAUUGAUGAUGUUGAAUGUCUUGUUGUUCAUAGUGAAACAACAUUAAAAGGACAUUUCAUCUCAAGCAAUCCAGUAAUCAAUCAAAUCCAGCAUAAUAUUCAAUGGGGACAACUAAGUAAUCUUAUGUCGUUACCUACCGAUUGUCCACAAAGACAAGAACGAAAAGGAUGGUUGGGUGAUGCGGCAUUGACAGUAAAUGAAGCUCUGUAUAAUUUUGAUUUGAUAAAACUGUAUAUAAAUUUUCUUCAUUCAAUCGUUGAUAAUCAAGGACCAGAUGGUGCUGUACCUGAUACCGUACCAUUUAGUGAUGGUGAUUAUCCAGCUGAUCCUAACUGGGGUACUGCUUUACCUACGAUUGCUUGGCACCUCUAUUGUCAUUAUAAGGAUAUUCAAAUUCUUUCCGUUUUCUAUCCAAAUAUUCUUGCAUAUGUGGAAAGUGUUCAUACUGCUUACAAAUCAACAGGCUUAGCUGGUCUUUUCUAUUCUUAUAGUGAUUGGGUUCCACCACCACCUCAAUCAAGAGUUAAUGGUUCUUUAGCUUCAUCUUUUGCAUUCAUGCAUGAUAUUUCAUUAUUGAUUAAUAUGUCGCAAAUACUUGGUUACACAAAUGACACACAAAAUUAUUUGACACUAUAUCAACAAUUAGCCAAAGAAUUUCAUGAAGCUUUCUUUAAUUUCAGCACAUUUUUGUAUGAUGAUGGCACGCAAACUGCACAAAUACUUGCUUUAGUUUUAUCAAAUGUGGUACCCGACUACGCUCGUAAAUUCGUCUUAGAACACCUCAUAGGUGAUAUCAUUGAAAAGGGAAAUCAUGCUUUAACAGGCAUUAUCGGCACGGCUCAACUCUUUCCACUUCUGUCUGAUAAUGGAUAUCAUGAUGUAGCUCUUGAAUUAAUAUCAUCUAUUACAUAUCCAUCCUAUGGUUACAUGUUUAAUAAUCCCUACGAAAAUGCUACUACGAUUUGGGAACUUUGGAAUGCACCAUUCGAAGGUCCAGGCAUGAAUUCACGUAAUCAUAUCAUGUUCGGAAGUGUUGGUGCUUGGUUCUAUUCUCAUUUAGCAGGUAUUGAUGUAAGUCCUGAUUUUAUCACUAUUCGACCACGCAUGGUGAUAGAAAGUAAAAAGCAUCUCUUGCUCAAAGUUGAUUGUCAACUAAAUACUUUAUAUGGUCUUGUUCAUUUGGCUUAUACUCGAGAUAGGCAUGAUACAAUGGAUAACUCUAUUCGACUUCGUCUGACUAUUCCAGCAAAUGCGCAGGCUCAAAUAAUAUUUGAACCUUUAUUUCCCGGAGCUCGAUGU
Rotaria sp. Silwood1 is the source of this 2769-nucleotide messenger RNA. Lineage: Eukaryota; Metazoa; Rotifera; Eurotatoria; Philodinida; Philodinidae. The record is from the annotation of a GenBank genome assembly.